Molecule: messenger RNA, 2211 nt
Organism: Aspergillus ochraceoroseus IBT 24754
Lineage: Eukaryota; Fungi; Ascomycota; Eurotiomycetes; Eurotiales; Aspergillaceae
Product: tetratricopeptide repeat protein
Exons: 2
Coding region: 1-2211 (736 amino acids)
Molecular function (GO): protein binding
Source: RefSeq, a predicted model, not a curated record
AUGUCCUUCCGGCCACAAUUCGCUUCCCGCUCGCCCUCGCGCGAUGCUCCUCGAAGUGGUGCCCCUUCCCCGCGCGUCGAACAUUUUGAUGGUGAAAUUCCCCCUGCGUUGUCCCCCCUCGAUGCGUUUGCUGCCCAAGGCCGCCUGUUGGCCCGCCAGCUGGAAGAGUCUGCGCGAAGAGAUCGACGUAUGAGCCGAUUGCCUCCUGCCAGUGUUGCACGCUCUUUAUCGCAACCUCGACCUGGUUACUUUCGAUCACCAUCGUCGGGCGAUUCUUCGCAAGGAGGAGGAGGAGGAGGAGGAGGGGGGGGACCUCCGGGAAUAUCAAGGCAGCCAACCCAAAAAGCCCGUCCUGAGGUGGAGGAGCCCAAGUUUCGUCCCCAGUCCGAACAUCCUCGUUUGAGCGCCAUAUCGAAUUUCACUGGCGAAAGCAACCUCUCGAAUGACGAAGAUGCGACUCCUAAGAAUGAGUCUCCGGUUCUCGAGAACGAAGGGUUUGCCUUUGAUGCAGUUCGAGCAGAGUCUCCAGAGGAGGACAUGUCCAUUGCAGUAGAAGGACCGCGCCGCUAUUAUGCCCCAUCUCCUGUCGGCUAUCCCUUGGCUGGGCCCUCCAUGAACUCUUCGACUGAUUCCGCUUCCCGACUCAAUAUUCCCCGAGGUCUAGCGCCCCCAGUUUCGCCCAUGUCUCGACCCUCCAGCAGUUCUCGGGGUACCCAACCAGAGAGCUCCGAUGAUGAUUAUAGUAGUUCCAAUGCCGGUUCAACCUUCUCGAAGCCACGCAAGUUGUCAUCAAGUAGCGCCAUGUCAUUGCCGUAUUCUCCAAUGUCUACCAUGGCCCGUUCGCAUCCUCGAUCGCCCUCUAUUAGUUCCGAGGCUUCGAACACUGGAGGGAAUCUUUCACGCCCGUCCUAUAACUUUUCGCGCCCUCUCAGCAGAUCUAGCACAAGCUUGUCCGCUCCUGCAAAAACUCCGACGUCGGAUCAUGCACAUAGCCUGCAGAGCAUAAUGAAUCGCAGCAACAAACCUAACCCAAUCGUGGUGCCAACUCACAUGGACUUGUCUCGCAGUCUACACGAGGACCCAUCGUCAGUAUCUUCGUAUAUAUAUGCAAAGUACGCCCUUCCGCGUGGACGAGUCAUGUCGAGGGACUCGAUUGUAUUCUCCGGACUACAAACACCCCAUUUCGAGUGGCAAGAGCCCUUGUUCGAAAGCCCAGAACGUCCGAGGACGGCAGAGCCCCAGAUGGCUGCAAGAACGCCUUCUCCUUCUCCAUCGCGCCAGGAGUCAAUUGCUUCCCGGAAGCCCCCUUCGGUUAACGAAUCCCCAGCCCCCGAAAACAAGAUUCUUACACCGCAAAAGUCUGCAUCUCCCUCCCAAAAUACGCUGACCCCCGAGAAGGCGCAGCCCGAACAUGUACCACCCCGUGCACAAAGCUCGGAAACCACCCGAACUGAGGAUCAUUUGGAGACGACCUCUUCUGCAGACUCAGCGUCUACACUCCGACCGCAAACCACCAGGACUGCUGCACCAUCCGCAGUUAUCUCAGCCGAGGAACAUGUGACAAAAGGCAUUGAAUGCCACGAAAGGGGAUCCCUUAACGAGUCUACCUACCAUCUACGAAUCGCAGCAAAACAAGAUCACCCAGUUGGAAUGUUGCUAUAUGCCCUGGCUUGUCGACACGGCUGGGGUAUGCGGCCAAAUCAACGGGAAGGUGUACGAUGGUUGCGCAAGGCUAUGGAUUCCGUCGGUUUAGAGCUUCUGGACGAAUCCAAUGCGGAACUGCCAGCAAAGGCACGGGAAUUGCAAAAAACCUACCGUGCUCAGUUUGCUCUGAGCGUCUACGAGCUUGGAGUAAGUCAUCUUAACGGAUGGGGGAUCGAGCAGGACAAAACCCUUGCGCUGCGCUGUUUUGAGACGGCUGCUCGAUGGGGGGAUGCCGACGCCCUCGCGGAAGCUGGUUACUGCUACGCAGAAGGCAUUGGCUGUAAAAAAGACCUGAAGAAGGCGGCAAAGUACUAUCGUCAGGCUGAAGCAAAGGGGAUGAGUAUGGUGGGAAACAGCUGGAUUUACAAGGACAAGUAUAUGUCCGAUGACGAGCCCAAUACUCGUUCGCGCGGCCGGCAAGCCAGCAAUGCCGACAAGAAGCAACGUAGCAAAUCUCGAACCCGCAGCCUGUUCCAGCGCAAAAGGUCCAACGCUACUGAAGCAUAG